CGCGGGUCCGAGCCGGGAAAGCUGAGAGCGGACCCGCAGCGCUGUGCUGGGCGGGUGCGUCCGCUCGCCGCCGCGCUGAAAGGCUCUUCCUCCCCCACGCGGCCAGUCCACCUCCUUGCUAGCUGCGGCGCGGGAUCCCGACGGGGGCGUGGACCGGGGACGCCGAGCUGCUCAGGAUGAGGAGGACAGCGGCGCUCGGGCGGCGCGGCCGCGUCCCCCGGGAGUGAGCGCUACCCUCCCGCCUCCUCGGGGACUUCCCGGACGCCAGGGCUUGCCGCCAUGCGUGCGCCCUGAGGAGAAGGUGUUUGGAGUCGUGGACCGAGUCAUGCGGGCUGGCUUUUGAGAGGCUCGGGACGAGUGAAGAAGCCCCAAAAUGGAGGACUUUCCUACUAGGACCUACGGCACCAGUGGCCUGGACAACAGACCUCUGUUCGGGGAGACGUCGGCCAAGGACCGAAUCAUCAAUUUAGUUGUUGGCAGCUUAACAUCCUUAUUGAUUCUAGUAACGCUGAUCAGUGCUUUUGUUUUCCCUCAACUACCUCCCAAACCAUUGAAUAUAUUUUUUGCUGUCUGCAUCUCUUUGAGUAGUAUUACUGCCUGCAUACUUAUCUACUGGUAUCGACAAGGAGACUUAGAACCGAAAUUUAGAAAUCUAAUUUACUAUAUCAUAUUUUCUAUCAUCAUGUUAUGUAUAUGUGCGAACCUGUACUUCCAUGAUGUGGGAAGGUGAGGCUGCCAAGGAGAAAUACUUACCAGGACAGUGAAUAAAUGUUGGAUAUAUGCUGAAGAAUCUUCUACAGAAGUCUGAUACAUGAUUUUCAUGUUAAUUGUAAAUUUAAAUUCCCUCUUGAAAGGGAGACAUAUCAUAGAUCUCAUUGCUUUUUCUUUAAGGAGCUGAUGUUGCACUUAAAACAUUCCAAAACUUAAAAGUUCAUACAGCACAAGUACUUUUCACUUUGAAAUUAUUAUUAUUUUUUACAAUUGCAUGGCAAACGCUCAAAAUCUUGCAUUUUAAGACAAAUAUUCUUUUAUUUCUGUUAAACUGAAUAUACAAUUAUUGUUCCCUAGGCAACCAACUUUUGCUUAUAACUACAAUUUCACGUUAACAAAACACAGACAGUGAAAAGACAACUUUGAUUGUGAAGAUCUAAUUACAAUAAUAAAUAAAAUAAUUUAUACAA
Urocitellus parryii (Arctic ground squirrel) is the source of this 1181-nucleotide messenger RNA. It is a transcript of the gene Tmem243, whose product is annotated as transmembrane protein 243. The record is from RefSeq and is a predicted model, not a curated record. Lineage: Eukaryota; Metazoa; Chordata; Mammalia; Rodentia; Sciuridae.